AGUACUCUCCACACACAGAUGUUUCUCAAAGCUUUAACUGAUUGUCAGACUACUGUUCUGAUGUGGAUUUGUACUCUGUUCUUUUCCAGUUCUCCUCCACAGCUGACUGAAACUGACAGUUGAACAUUGGCUGGUUGACUGAGGUAUUCUCCAUCCAUCUUCCACUAAUCCAUUGUUUUCCUUGCAGAUCACGCUUACAGAUACACAGACAGAGAAACUGCUAAGAUAACUGUGUCUCAGAUAGAUGGCUGACAAGCAGAUCAGUUUACCUGCCAAAUUGAUCAACGGGGGAAUUGCUGGACUGAUUGGUGUGACAUGUGUAUUUCCUAUUGACCUAGCCAAGACCCGUCUCCAGAACCAGCAAAAUGGUUCCCGUCUCUACACCAGCAUGUCAGAUUGCCUUAUCAAGACCAUCCAAUCAGAGGGGUACUUUGGCAUGUACAGAGGUGCUGCUGUGAACCUGACUCUGGUCACUCCAGAGAAGGCGAUCAAACUAGCUGCCAAUGACUUCUUUAGACAGCACCUGUCCAAGGAUGGUCAGAAGCUUAGCCUGCUGAGGGAGAUGCUGGCGGGUUGUGGUGCUGGUACAUGUCAGGUCAUCAUCACCACUCCCAUGGAGAUGCUAAAGAUUCAGUUACAGGAUGCAGGGCGGAUAGAGGCUCAGAGGAAGCUGAUGUCCCAGGCUGCAGUUAGGGCCCCUGGGGGCCCAGUGGAGUUGAGGUCCCAUACAGCAAUGCAGCUCACCCGGGAGCUGCUGAGGAGCCAGGGCAUUGCAGGGCUCUACAAGGGCCUGGGGGCCACACUCCUGAGGGACGUGCCAUUCUCCAUAAUCUACUUCCCCCUGUUUGCCAAUCUGAACAGUCUUGGUGGCCGUGGGGCUGAUGGCCCCGCUCCCUUUUAUGUGUCCUUUGCAUCAGGCUGCAUCGCUGGCAGUACAGCUGCUGUGGCAGUUAAUCCUGUGGAUGUGAUUAAGACCAGAAUUCAGACCAUGACACGGGGAAGUCAGGAGGACACCUACGGCGGAGUGACAGACUGCAUCAGGAAGAUUCUGCGCCAAGAGGGUCCCUCUGCUUUCCUGAAGGGGGCGUACUGCCGUGCUCUGGUCAUUGCUCCCCUCUUUGGCAUCGCACAGGUGGUCUACUUCCUGGGAGUGGGAGAGUUCCUUCUCAGCUUCCUGCCUCAACAGAACAACUAGUAUUGCACUCUCACACACAGCCCACAUUGGAGCCAGGUAAUCUGUCACUUUCCUUUCAGACACAGCCCACAUUAGCCUAAGGAGCCCUAAGGAGUUAGUCAGAGAGAGACAGAACGGUGUGUGUGUUCUAGACCAAAGUUUGUUCUCUGCACCUGUUGAGGGUGUUCUGAUAGGUCAUCAUUUAUUAUAUCCCCUACCUGAGAUGAAUUACAGUAAAUAUUUACAUUUAGGUCUUUUUUAUAACUAUAUGAUAAUAAUUCAAUAUCAUUUCAAGUGUACUUUUAGUUGUGCUUUAUCAAGGUUUUGUCAUGGAAUUCUCUUUAUUGUUUUUACUAAGAUGAUGAAAUCAUGAUAUAUAAAUCUGUCAAACAUGACUGUACUGUAAUAUCUUCUGUCUGUAUUGAUGCUAUUUUUUGUUGUGGUUUUGUGGCUGUUUUGCACAGCUUCUGUACCUCUUUCCAAAUGGUGUUUCCCUCUUCAUCCAUAAAGAAGCUUUAGAAUUGCAUUCUUCUUCCAAGAAUGCAUUGAGUAUUUCAUCACAGUGAUACUAAGAUCUGAUCUGAGGUGUAUUCACUAUUCAGGAUUACCAAAGAUAACAUAAGAUGUUGGCAGAUGUUGGAAACGAUGUACUGAAGCUGUGGGCCUUGAAAGAGUCAACAUUGCCUGCAGAAAACGUCACUGGUUGGUGACAUUGGUGACUACACACCAAACACAAUUAGUUCCCCAGCCACCAUGUUGGCACCAUUUUGUAACUAGAUGUCAGUUCAGGGACCUGCCUGAAUUUGUCCGAUAGAGGACAAAUGCACGUCCAAGCACCUCUUCCCUCCCCUGUAGAUAUGGUGGGUGUUGGGUUAUCAGUUUGGAGUUGUGAAUAUGGAUGUGCACUGAAGGUGUAAAACAGACUGACAGCUAUUGUAUUAUUCAUUUGAGGUAAAAUAAGAACAGAAAAAAAUGUAUUCCUCUCGUAUAUAUUGCUGUCUGAAAAAAAUGAAUGGGAUUGUGCUACCUGUGUUGCCUUAUGAUUCUUUCUCUCUAUUUGUGUGACAGCCUUUGGUGUGUGGUUGGUCCUCAUUCUACCGUAACAAGUCUCAAGGAAAUCUGAACAUUUCCCCUACUGUGGUAACCAAGGAAACAAUGGAGGGAUUGUUUGAUGCAUUUGCUUCACCAAAUUAAUCUAUCUCAGUAUCUCGCUGUCUCUGUCGGCCUGUCUCAUUCCUACGGAACCAUGUGUCCAUCUAAUAGCCAGAUUCUCUAGUUCACAUGGGCAUGGCUAUCCUUGUGUCCUGUUGCUUUCUUGGCAUUGUCUCCUUUGGAGGAGAUCCAUUUCCCACCUGCAGUGUUUGUCUUUCUCUACUCCCAUGGAUACCACUCAGAUCCCAUUUCAAAACAAGCAAGCAGAGACACUGUGUACAGAGGACACAUUAUUUACACCUUCCGUUGUUAUGUGGUUAUUACGGUGUUAGCAUCUGUCCAGUAGAUGGAGCAGCUGCAAGCCGGCAUGCAUUUAAUGUAUACUACAUUUCAUAGAAUUUAAUACAAUUACAAGAAGGAUAUGUUAUGUUUGUACUAUGAUUAUUAUUGAUAUGAUUAAUUAUUAUUAUCUAAUAUGUUAUUAUUAUGUACUUUGUAUGCUGCACAGGAAAAUAUGGCUAAUACAGGGUGGAGUCAAGGAACAGGGUAAACCGAUAAGAAAUCGGAAGAAGGGAAGGGAGGGGAAGAGGGAGAGAUGAGAGAUGGGGAGAUCGAGGCACUCAACCAAAUCAGGGCAUUGAUUACAAAAGAAGUGAGUGCCUGGAGGGUGAGAAUCUACUGCCAAGGCCUGUCAAACACACACAGACCAGAGGGGAUGUAGAUGCCCCGCCAUCAUUUAGAUCAAUUUCAUCAUAUCAAUCUAGAUCCAAUUUAUCGUAGGCCUACUGUUACAGGCAGUGCCAUACAUUUCACUUUCAUAAGACUUAAAUUGCCUUCCUAGUGAUCAAUUAGCUUAUUUACUCUGACAUUUCAUGUGUUGAGAAAUUACAUUCUCAAGGGGCAUUGCAAUAGCUAUAUUAUUCACUCUGUUCCAGGGGAAUAGGAGAGUAUGGUGUGUAAAUGGCUCGUGAAAUGACCUCUACCUUCUUUGAUGGUGUAUACCGAGCAGGAAUUGUGUCUCAGGGCUAUGAAAGUGGAAGAAAUUUUACCAGCAAGUGUGGCUGAAAUGUGUAGGAAUAUCUACUGUAAGCGAUCUAAAUCUGUUAUGGUUCUGUAGUCAUUAUUUGCAAUCUACAGUACAGUAAAUGACACUGGUCACCAACAAUUAAUUUACUGUAAAAUGUACAUAACAUUUUAGAAAACUGCACUUUAUAGGUCUACAUCAGCUUAUUGCCCCAUGCAGAUUGGUACUGGGGCAAGCUGGCGGCUGCAAAAUGACAUAAUGUCAAUGAAAACCCUUGAUGAUCAAAGCAUUGUUGAAGUUGCGUUGAUGAAAGAGUUGCCUUGAGUUCAGAGGCGACAGUGUGACAGGUUAAUUAAUAUUCAUGCCAGAGAUGAUGAUGAUGGGAGAGAGAGGGGGGGGGGAGCAAGUGCUACGAGAGAUGCAGUCAGGGGUAUUGGAGUAUUUGUUUGAGAUCCAGUGUGUAGCUCUGAGUGGGCUGUAACCUACACUCCAAAAAAUGCUGGGUUAAAAGCAACCCAAUUUGGGUUAUUUGGUAACCCUGCGCUGGGUAAAUAUUGGACAGACCACAUGCUGGGUUAUUUUGACCCAGCCAGUUGGGUUGCGUUAAUAACCCAACAUGUUGGGUUGUUUGGAUUAGCAAAUAUGGGUUAAUUCAACCAUCAAUAGUAUUUUUAUUCACUUUUAUGCUGGGUCUUUUUUAAUGUAAUUCUAGGUUAUGUUAAGGAGCCUUGGCCUAUUAUGGGUGUGGCUUUAAUAUAGUUAUUUUUGGCCAUCCAUGAGAGUAAAUAUCACUCCUGUUCAUCAUUUUAAGUUUGUAUAUUGCAAAAUAAAAUGUUUCUUGAAUAUUGUUGCAAAUUACACAUUUUAAUCUAAAAUGAAUAACAUUAUAAUGGCAGCAGGUAGCCUAGAGGUUAAGAGCGAUGGG
Oncorhynchus keta (chum salmon) is the source of this 4275-nucleotide messenger RNA. Its product is annotated as mitochondrial glutamate carrier 1-like. Gene Ontology annotation, molecular function: L-aspartate transmembrane transporter activity; L-glutamate transmembrane transporter activity. The record is from RefSeq and is a predicted model, not a curated record. The coding region runs from base 245 to 1195 and encodes 316 amino acids. Gene Ontology annotation, biological process: malate-aspartate shuttle; aspartate transmembrane transport; L-glutamate transmembrane transport. The transcript has 10 exons. NCBI's taxonomy places the organism in Eukaryota, Metazoa, Chordata, Actinopteri, Salmoniformes, Salmonidae.